Periophthalmus magnuspinnatus is the source of this 2689-nucleotide messenger RNA. It is a transcript of the gene hspb9l, whose product is annotated as heat shock protein, alpha-crystallin-related, b9-like. Gene Ontology annotation, biological process: protein refolding; response to heat. Gene Ontology annotation, molecular function: protein folding chaperone. Bases 337 to 954 code for a protein of 205 amino acids. The transcript has 3 exons. The record is from RefSeq and is a predicted model, not a curated record. Lineage: Eukaryota; Metazoa; Chordata; Actinopteri; Gobiiformes; Gobiidae.
AACAAGCACAACACCGCAGGACACACGCGGGACACACGCAGGACACACGCGGGACACACGCAGGACACACGCGGGACACAAGCGGGACACACGCCGAGAGAGAAAGAACUACGAGACGUGAAAAGAAGAGAAAAGAAGCGACGAUACGGGAAUAAAAGCGACAACAGCGGAUCAUCUGAAGCGACAGGAGCGAACACACGCGCACAGGAGCGAACACACGCGCACAGGAGCGAACACACGCGCACAGGAGCGCGCGCCGGGACCGUCUUCACGGACACUUUCCUCUCGUCCUUGUCCGGAGCUGUCCCCUCUGCCCGGUGUCCCCCCUGGUCGGACAUGCUGUGCCCGCGGUUCCACUCGCCCCUCACUGACCCCAUGUGGCCCCUCGCGCGCAGCCUGUGGCCCGAGACACGCCCCCUGCUCUACAGCAUCGAACAGGACGUACUGCGCCACCUAGAGGAAAUGCGUCACAACAUGGAGUACAUGGAGCGACUGCACCAGCGCAUCUUUGAGCAGAUCGACCAAGCGCUCCCCUCGCCUGGCUCCACCUUCAGGCCCGUCGCCGUGGAGAAUCUCGCCAAAGACAACGACGGCGCCUUCGCUCUGAGUCUGGACACGUCGGAGUUCUCUCCCGAUGAACUGUCCGUCAAACAGGUCGGCCGCAAACUCCGAGUGAGCGGGAAAAACGAGAAGAAGCAGGACGACGGGAAGGGAUCCUACUCCUACAGGUGUCAGGAGUUCAGGCAGGAGUUCGACCUCCCCCAAGGCGUCGACCCCGAGUCCGUGAGCUGUUCUCUGGUCGGGGGCCGGCUCCAGAUCACGGCCCCCCAAAACAAGGCCCUGGAGGGAGGCAAGGAGCGCGUGGUCCCCAUCACCCUCACCUCCAAACCAGCCAUCAGCACGGGCGGAGCUAAACCAGAGCAGACACAGAGCGAGGCGGAAAAGAAAAACUAACGCACCCCAAACACCGACUAAACCAGAGAAGAAAAACAAACGCACCCCAAACACCGACUAAACCAGAGAAGAAAAACAAACACACCCCAAACACCGACUAAACCAGAGAAGAAAAACAAACACACCCCAAACACCGGCUGCCAGUGAAGAGGAGGUGAACGAGGAGAACCAAACUGUUUUAACCAAACUUUCCAGGGCUCCCACACUUUCCUGGAAAACCUGGAAAACGAACUGAUGUAUUUUGUAAAGGUGGAAAACUGGAUUAUUGGAUCAAACUGAUCAUGAUUCAUAUAAAUGUUUACGGCCUCAGACACGUCUUUAUUUGAAAAACUGUAAAUAAAUAAGUAAAUAAAUAAAUAAAUAAACAAAAUGAGGGGAUGUAUUUGUUGACACGAUCACUUUAUAGAAACUGUCCUGGAAAUAUCCUGGAAAAUGAUUUAAAGUAAAACGUGGGAGCCCGGGGUUUGUGGACGUGUUUUUCUAAUUGUUGUGUUACUAAUGUUUGUGUUUUAGAUGUUUAGUAAAAUAAGCUAAAGUUGAAAUUUAAUACUUUUUGAAUUGUUUCUUUUGCCGUAUUUAGUUUGAGACUUUGUGUUUUACUAAUAAUGUUAUUUAUCUGACUUUUAAAAUGAAAUAUUCUGUUUAUUAAUGUAAAAGAACUUUUUUCAAUAAACAAUAUGAAAAUGUAAGUGAAUGUAAUGGGACCUGAGUUUGACCUGAGUUUGACCUGAGUAUGACCUGAGUUUGACACUGGGGCCAAAAAGUAUUUAUUCAGCUCCAGUUGUUCCAGUUCUGUCUCUUAAAAAGAUGAGACGCCUGUGAUUUUCAUCAGUUUCACUUCAGCUUUGAAACAAAGAAAGAUCCACGAAGUCACAUUUAGGAUUUUUUAUGAAUUUAUUUGCAUAUUAUGUUGUAAAAUAAGUAUCUGGUCAAUAACAAAAGUUCAUCUCAUACUUUGUUACAUUCUCUUUGUUGCAGUGACAGGUCGUUUUCUGUCUCCAGAGGUUUUCUCUGUUGCUGUAGUUUGGUCCGUUCCUCCUGCAGAUCUCCUCUAGAGCAGUGAUGUUUGGGACAACAUGGACUUUGAACUCCCUCCAAAGAUUUUCUAUGGGGUUGAGAUCUGGAGACUGGGCCACUCCAGGACAUUGAAAUGCUUCUUACUCCACUCCUUCGUUGCCCGGGUGAUGUGUUUGGAUCAUUGUCACACUGAAAGACACAGACACGUUUCAUCUUCAGUGUCCUCACUGAUGGAAGGAGGUUUUCACUCAAAAUCUCAUGAUACAUGGCCCCGUUCAUUCUUUCCUUUACACGGAUCAGUCGUCCUGGUCCCUUUGCAGAAAAACAGCCCCAGAGCAUGAUGUUUCCACCCCCAUGCUUGGUCUUGUUCCAUUUUGUAAUACUUGCUCCACAGUUGAUUUGUUGACUCCAGCUCUUACCUGUUGCAGAUUGAGUGUUCGGGGCCUGGUGUCUACAGUUUUGUUUGUGGUUCCUUUGCUCUUUGGUCUUGUCCAUAGUGGAGUUUGAGUCUGACUGUUUGAGGUUGUGGACAUGUGUCUUUUAUACUGAGGACGAGUUCAAACAGGGGACAUUAAUACAGAGAACGAGUGGAGGACAGAGGAGCCUCUGAAAGAAGAAGGGACAGGUCUGAGAGACACAGAUCUUGUUUGUUUGUAGUUCAGAAAUACUUAAUUUACUGAGGAAUUUACUAAUUCAUUCAUUAAAAAUCCUAAAUGUG